Pseudophryne corroboree (corroboree frog) is the source of this 2228-nucleotide messenger RNA. It is a transcript of the gene MAP2K5, whose product is annotated as mitogen-activated protein kinase kinase 5. The transcript is spliced from 22 exons. The record is from RefSeq and is a predicted model, not a curated record. Gene Ontology annotation, biological process: MAPK cascade; protein phosphorylation. The coding region runs from base 99 to 1541 and encodes 480 amino acids. Gene Ontology annotation, molecular function: ATP binding; protein binding; MAP kinase kinase activity. NCBI's taxonomy places the organism in Eukaryota, Metazoa, Chordata, Amphibia, Anura, Myobatrachidae.
CGCCAUGCGGAUGCAACACGAAAUUGAUCCCUUUUGCCAGAAACCAAUAUGGCGCACGUACAUUCAAAUGACGAUUUGCCACUUUUCCGUAUUGCCACAUGUCCGUUGCCCUUUCUUUCCCCAAUCUUCCGGCUCGGAACUCUUUAGUUCCUCCAGUCACCCUCUAUCCCCUGAGCCCCGAACGAUGUGACCCGGCCCCGGCCGGGAUGCUGCUACUGGGCUACGAGCUCCCUCAGGACAUGGAUAGCCAGGCCCUGGUCAUCCGAAUACGCAUUCCAGACGGUGGCGCCGUGGACUGGACCGUGCAGCCGGCGACGCAGUUGCUGUUUCGGGACAUCCUGGAUGUGAUUGGCCAGGUGCUCCCAGACGCAACAACUACAGCAUUUGAAUAUGAAGAUGAGGAUGGUGACCGAAUCACUGUAAGGAGUGAUGAGGAGAUGAAGGCUAUGCUGUCUUAUUAUUGCAGUAUGGUCCUUGAACAGCAGGGGAGUGGUCCUCUGCAAAUCUACCCACGUGCCUGCAAGCCUCCCGGGAAGCGGAACAUACAUGGCCUCAAGGUGAACACCAGAGCAGGACCAUCUGGUAGCAGCAGCCCUUCAGUGUCAGACAAUAUGCCCAGCAAUAGCCUCAAGACAUCAUCUGCAGAACUAAAAAAGAUUUUGGCUAAUGGCCAGAUUAAUGAGCUUGACAUCCGGAAUCGUGAAAUUCUUGGACAUGGAAACGGGGGAACUGUGUAUAAAGCGUACCACGUUCCGAGUGGGAAGAUCCUGGCUGUGAAGGUCAUUCCGUUAGACAUUACAGUGGAGCUGCAGAGACAGAUUAUGUCAGAGCUGGAGAUUCUGUACAAGUGUGACUCUCCAUACAUAAUCGGCUUUUAUGGCGCGUUUUUUGCGGAGAAUCGGAUUUCUAUCUGUACGGAAUAUAUGGAUGGAGGAUCACUUGAUGUUUACAGGAAGGUUCCGGAGCAGGUCCUGGGCAGGAUUUCAGUUGCAGUGUUGAAAGGCCUCACAUACCUCUGGAGUUUAAAGAUCUUACACAGAGAUGUUAAACCUUCAAAUAUGUUGGUGAACACACGUGGACAAGUGAAGCUGUGUGACUUUGGUGUUAGUAUACAGUUGGUGAAUUCUAUCGCUAAGACUUACGUGGGCACAAACGCUUAUAUGGCGCCGGAACGGAUUGCAGGUGAACAAUACGGAAUUCACUCAGAUGUUUGGAGCUUGGGAAUCUCUUUCAUGGAGCUAGCACUUGGAAGUUUUCCCUACCCACAGAUUCAGAAAAACCAUGGGUCUUUAAUGCCGUUCCAGAUAUUGCAAUGCAUCGUUGAUGAGGACUCUCCAGUUCUUCCUGUGGGUGAAUUCUCAGAGUCUUUUGUACAUUUCAUUACUCAAUGUAUGAGAAAACUACCAAAGGAGAGACCUGCACCAGAAGAGUUAAUGGGUCAUCCUUUCAUUGUUCAGUUUGAUGAUGGUAACACAGAGGUUGUGUCCAUGUGGGUGUGUCGGGCGUUGGAGGAACGACGGGCACAGAGCGGACAGGAGUGAGAAUACUAGAACUAAACUGGCCGGUACCAACUGUUUGUGGAGAGUCGCUGUCAUAUGCACGGGGGAAUUGUGACUGGUAGCCUGUAGCUGGCCAUACUGUGUAAUGUACGUGCUCAGUGGGACAUAAGUGGCCGCUAACAACAAGCGACUAAAGGAGAUUGUACAGGACAGUAAGAAUGGUGAAGAAAGGUUGGACUGUUACACGCUUCAGCCACUUAUCUCUUUGGAAUUUACAAAGUAUUGCAAGAAACGCUAAUUUUCUGCUUUUUUGCAGAGGAAGUAAAGAAUACAUAUUGUACCCUUAUACUAAACAUGAGUGACACUCAUUGGGGUGAUUGGGUCUCAUCUUUCCGAGACACAGCCACUUGACGCAUUGUAGUGUCCAAUUCAUUGCCGUGUCUUCAAGAAGUCAGGUUUCCGCUGCAUAUGCAAGUGCCAUACGUAACACAAGCUACAUGAGUCUCAUUAGCUUAAACAUACAGCAGUUGUGGGUGAGGGUGGCUAAGUGGCAGGGUUAUCCUCCUCUGCCAGACACUCCAAUGCCAACCCACACAUGGACUCAGCUUGGCUUUCUCUCAUGAACGUUAUAUUGGUAUUACUUAGUAAUAAUUACUGUAUGUUUGUUAUGAUAUGUCUUGCACAAAUCUAUCCUUUUUCUGUACUAAUAAACAUAUUUUUUUUUAUACA